UGGAUCGUCCUAGAACUAGCUGAGAGAUAGAGGAGUGGCUUUGGAGAUAGGCGCCUGAAGUGUAGAGUUGGUCCUUAAGCGGUGUGUAACUAAUCUAUAUGGAAAGUCAUUUUUCUCUGAAAGCGGAGGGAAAGUCACCUGCGAGAAACAACGAAAGAAGCCUCUGUUUUAAACCAGAUGACAUCGUGAAACAAGCCGCUUCUUAUACGGACCAUAACGGAAAAGGAGCAACACAUUUAAGCCAAACCUCAGAUCUUAUGGCGUGUGGGUCUACAUAGGCGUCUAUGGGGAGGAAAUAGGACCGAAACCUCCAGCCCACGAGCCAGCAGCAGAGCGGAUAGCAUACAAUGCGCUGCUCUCGGUACCGAUCACUGUUGUGCCCUAGGCAUGAGGCUGAGACGGGCGGUCAUUAGCAUUUUGAUUAUCAUUUCCUUUCCCACCGAGCAUCACCCGCCAACAGAGGAAAAAGAGCUGACUCUUCUUAAAGUGGGAUGGGAGGAGGAUCGGUGUGCUUAGGUGGCUCUCCGAAUAGGCGGUGUUAUCGCUUGUUUCGCCUGAAUUCUGAAAGAGCACUAUAGUGUGUCCAGAAAUAGCCUGGCUGACACCUGCAGAGGAAAAUGCAUACAAGACAGUUAAAGGACAUCCAUGCAGUUGUAAACCCACUUCUUUUUAGCAUGUGUUCCACCAAAAUGGAUUAGAGCAUUGACUGCAUGGUUGUGGCUGACAUUUUGACUUUUCAACCCCCUCCCCCCACGGAGGCCUCUGAUGGUGCUGGUAGCAAGUGACUAUAGCUAGUAUUGGAAAUAGCCAAAAUGACAUCCCACCACACCAAAGUCAUGUAAACAGAGCUACGAAGAAGCAGGUGAAAAUCUGCAAUGGAUUCAUUGUUGACAUAAUCAGCAACAGAGAAGUAGUUGUGUGGAAUAGCAGCCAAAGUCAGUGCAAUUGUUUAUUAUCAGUAACAGUACUGUCAUUCAAAGUAUAGUUUAUUAUUAGGGCAUGGGAAAUAAUAACACUUUCCCACAGAAACCUUCAUUUUUCUAUGCAUCUGUUUGUCACAAAAUAUCCACAAGCAUCCUAGGAACAAUGAUUCUUAACCCAUAAUAUUAUUUAUCCAGUGGCCCAACACUAAUGCUAUGCUAUGCUAUGCUAUGCUAUGCUAUGCUAUGCUAUGCUAUGCUAUGCUAUGCUAUGCUAUGCUAUGCUAUGCUAUGCUAUGCUAUGCUAUCAUUAUUGCUUCCAGCACUCUCUUCAGAAGUAUAGCAUCUCAAGCCUUCCUGUGUACUGGGAAAAUGCAAUAGAAGACAUGGAUUUUGGUUCCUUUUGCAUAUUCAUAGGCUCAUCAAACUGGUUGGCUGUUCUUGAUUUCCCUCAUUCCCUAUCUAUGACUCUGAUACAGUAAUAUUGACAGCUCUGCCCCUUUCUCAUUUAACAGCAGGCUUCAGAUGCUUUGAAAGGACAAGGCAGCCAAGGUGAGUGUUUUAUGUCUGGGAACGGAAGAAAAGGCAUCAAUGUCAGGUAGUCUAUUGGUGGAGGGGUGCUGUAUUUUUUUUCCCCUUCUUAAAAGUUUGACUUUAUAUAUUUGCAAAUGUGCCUUUUUACAGUUUUUUUCUUGUAAAUUUAUUUUCUUUGUAUUAUUUUUAUAACUAUAGUUCUGAGGUUAGCUUUGAUCAAAGUUACCUUUGAUCAUUGGUCGCAUCUUAUUCGAUGUGACUCAAACCCUUAUCACCAGAUAUUUGGAGAGAAUAUUAAACUGGAAAAGGGUUCACUGUUAGGUACCUACAUAUUUGUCUUCAUUCAGAGGAGUAAAGCAAGGUAUGAAAGUGCAAGUAAUAAUUCAUAAAAUUAAUAUAGCCAAUGAGCACAAAUUAAGAGACUGAAUUAAUGUAUGUCAUAUUCCAAAGUAAUCACAUUCUUGGAAUCCAAUUCAGCAACGAGACUAUAGUGUUUUACAGAAAAAGUACUUAAAGGGAGUAGCAGAUACAUACAGAUUACCGAAAAAAAGUACUUUUUCAUUUUAGUGUCACAAAAUGUCAUCAUAAUACUGAUGGGAGCCAGUAAUACUUUUUUUGUGACUUUUGGAACAGAAAAAUCAAUAUACAACCUAGAUGUAGAUAAGGUCCAAUAAAAUGAACUUUUAAACCUGAUAAAAUAGAUGCAUUUGGAUCUAAUAUUCCUUGGACUUGAAAUUAGAGAAAUUAUUUGAUAUGGAUCCCCUGCAGGUUGGGGGUGCUCCCAAACUAUCGUUGUUAGCUGGAUACCUUGCUGACCCCAGUAUUUAUGACCAUCUAUUGUUAAUCUAUGUUGGUAUACAAGAUCUGCCCAUUUCUAGACAUGGCACUGGGCUACAGUAAUUCCUAUGUUAUACUCUCAAGAGGGAUGCCUUUAUUAUAGUAUUUGUUGCUGCUAUGGAGACUUUCGCUUAGUGCAAAGAAAACAUUACUGAAUUACUGGCUGACAUUCCUUACUGUGCACAUAUUGCAUUUGUGCUAAUAAUCUACAUGAGUGAUCAGUAUGGUAUUAAUUCAGCUUCAGCAUAUUGGGCAGGGAGAGAUAAAGGUAGUCAAGCUUGAUUUCUGGUAAUAUCAAUAUAGCCAUGAAUAGCUAUGCUUUCUUCUGGAUGUUUUUCAGUUCUCAAUCUAGCUUACACUCUUGGUAUUCUCUAGUAAUCUUCCAUCUGAGUACUGACCACACCAGUAAUCUAUUCUAAGCAAAUUCAUGAAUAGUUUAUGUUUACUUUAUUAGUGUUUCAAAUUCAUUAACAGAAAAGAAAUAUACAUGUGAAUAAUGCAAGAUAAUAUCAACUUUACCCCACAAAAAGGAGGGAAAAACUUGCAAAAUUACUAACAGUUUCCCCCCCAAAUGAUCAUGUUUUCUUCCUGUCCUAUUUGUCGAAAACUAAUCAAAACACACAGAGAAAUAAUAAUAAAAACUAAUGCAAAUAGUAAAUAUCAACAAUCCAUUUUUGUAUAUCUGUUUCCAAUGUUGUACAGGUAGUCCUCAAAGAAGUUACAAACUUCAUUAAAAAAAAGUAACUUCUGGCUGUUUUUCAACUUAUGAUUGUUGCAGCAUCCCCCUGUCACGUGAUCAAAAUUUAGGCACUUGGCAACUGGCAUGUAUUUGUGACAGAUGGACUCAUGUAAUCACAGUCUGCAACCUUCUCAGCUGGCUUCUGACAAGCAAAGUCAAUGGGGAAGCCAGAUUCACUGAACAAGCACGUUACUAAUGUAAUAACUAUGGUGAUUCACUUAACAACUGUGGCAAAAAAGAUUGUAAAAUGGGGCAAAACUCACUUGACAACUGCCUGGCUUAACAAGAGAAAAUUUAGGCUGUGUUGUGGCUAUUAAGUUGAGGACUACCUGAAUUAUACUUUUUUACCAGAUCCCAUGUCCAAGAUGUCCAGAAAUCUUGAUAAAUUCAAAAUACUAGGGAUAUAUCCAAGAAAAUAAAUUGAUAUAGUGAUAAUUCAAUUAAUCCCAUUACACUGUGAACCUGUUAGCAAAGAUUGUUUUCUUCAUAUUCAUCUGCAAGCCUCUCUUUAGGAAUGCUUUAAACAUACUAACUUGGGCAAGGUGUAACAUUUAAUCUACAAACACGUAGAUUAGCCUGCUCUGUUUUUCUUGCAGUAUUUUAACUGUAGAAUCCUCAGACCUGAUAGUUUGUACACUGACAGUUAAUUUCAUAUGUGUGUUUACAUACUAGAUAAUAUAUUUUAAUCUUUCUUUCUGCUUCAGAUUCUUGGCUAAUUAAAGUAUAAAAACAAAGUUUUUUAUUCACAAGGCACCUGUGCUCUCAAAAUCAAAAGUUGUAUUUUCCGCUCUAAUUGUCACUAUUUUGCCGGCUAUCAAUUCUUUGUCCUGAAAGAAGAAAGGGAGAUGAAUGUGAAUAGUAUUGCUAAUCAAUAUAAUUAUAUUCCUAGUUCUGUAUGUGUAGAUGAACAAAAAGGAGAGUUUUGCAUUGAAGGAAAUUAUUCUUUUCGCCCUCAUUAUGGAUCCAUAAUAUCACAUCUUCUUAAUCGGCCAGAAGUAAAUAGUGAGCUAGAUAUAAGCUUUCUUCUCCCCUCCUCACAGAAAACUGAACACCCAUCUUCUAGGAAAGCUAAUGCCAUGAGUCCAUUGCCUGCCUAUGGCUUUGGUAACACAAAUCAGUCCCAUAAUGAACAACUACAAGCUAAGAAGGCUAGAGUGGAAAAUAUUAUCCAGGGAAUGAAUAUCAUGUCAAACCCAAUAGUGUCUGGUACGCUGGAAGAACAGCAUCACCAAAAUUUUGAGAAAGGAAAGGAAAGCUAUAGGCAAAACAAGAGAAAACAGAAACUUCCUCAACAGCAAAGUUUGCCAGGAAUUUCCCUAACACGACCUCCUAGAAGCAGCAUCUCAGCAGAAGAAUUCCUUCAGCUGAAAAAACAGCUCCAUGCUUUGCAACAUCAGUUGAAGCAACUUGGAGAGAGGCUUCUUCAACAUGAUGUGGAAAAUGAUUCUAAUCUAAUCCAAGAAAGUAUAGAGAGAACUAUGGGCUUGUUGAAGAUGUAUGGUGGAAAGAUAGACACCAACAGUCAAGUGUUCUGUUGUGAUCAACAUAAAGAUUAUUUAUGGAACAGCACACCCAGAAUAAGAGAGCUUGUGCUGUCAGAGAAAGAAGAUAUAGGCAUUCAAAAUUUGGAGGAGAAAACGCUUUCAGAAAUAUUAAGACAAGAAUUAACACAGGUAAUGACACAUGCUGUAGAUUCAGUUUUGAAAAAGAUCUUGCCUAAAUCAUCGAGCCUUCAAUCUCAGUUGCCCAAUAAUUCCAUAGGGACAGCUGUUGGAAGAAAUAUACCCAGUAAAUGGCUUCCUAAGAUUUCUUCUCCUAAAGGUCCUAUAUCAUUAAUCACAGAAAAGUCUCCAGGCUUUCCUAUUCAUUCCACCCAAACAAAAAUGGAGAGAAAACCUUGCCAGGCACCAGAGAAUUACCCCUUGAUCUUGACCUCUGAAGUUCAAAAAAAUGGCAUUCUUAGUCAAAUGCUAUUCUGUGGUCAAAAAAGCCAUUGGGACAGUCCUCCUCCAAGAAUGGUAUCUCCUGAGUCUUUAGAAGUGCCAUGGCAACCAAUCAAACUGAAGUCAUCAGGCAUGAAACAACAAUAUCCACCUUCCCUGGGAAAUUUGGCUUCUCUUCCUUCUACAAACUCAAUGUUUGCUGAAAUGCAUGCCAUGGUGGAUGGAGUGUAUUUCUCAGCAAGAAAUAUCCAGGAAGCUUUGACCCCAGGCCAUCUGAAAAAGGCUAAACUGAUGUUCUUCUUCUCACGCUAUCCCACAUCUUCCCUGCUGAAGUCUUAUUUUCUAGAUAUACAGUUUACUCGCUGUAUCACCUCCCAGCUCAUCAAGUGGUUCAGCAAUUUCCGUGAAUUUUAUUAUAUCCAGAUGGAAAAAUUUGCAAGGCAAGCUCUCUUGGAAGGUAUUACAGAACUCAGUGAUCUUAUUGUUACCAGGGACUCUGAGCUCUUCCGGAUCCUUAAUGUCCAUUACAACAAAGGGAAUGAUUUUAAGGUUCCUGAUGGUUUCUUGGAUGUUGCCAAUCUGACCCUUCAGGAAUUCUUUACUGCUGUCAGAGCAGGGCGGGAUUUGGAUCCUUCCUGGAAAAAACCAAUUUACAAAAUAAUUUCCAAGCUUGAUAGUGAGAUUCCAGAUGUAUUUAAAUCCUCUAACUGCCCUAAGGAAUUCACCCAAGAUUAAUGUACAGUGGGCAUGGCAUGUGGCUGAUUCUACAUUCACUGCUGUGUAAGUUUUGACUGCAUACUAACACAGCAGUUGAAAUCUGAAUCAACAGAGAAGGCACGAUCAGUAAUAUUUUAUAAAUAUAUGAAAGGGACAUCAUGUGAUUGACUGCAGAAACCUUUUCUGCUGUAUCCCUCAGUUUUGUGUUUUAUUACUUAUUUAUUAAACAAACAUAUUUAUUAAGCAAACUGAUAUAGCUGCCCAUCUACCAAAAAGGAACACUGUGCAGCAACAGAAUAUAGUACUGUACACUAAAAAAAGAUCAUGGGGCCCCAAUAAAACUUGCAAUCAUUUAACCAUCUCCAUUUACUCCACCAUUGGAGCCAUCCUAGAUCCAGUGCCUUGGAGAAAAUCCAAGUCUUCAUUAUUUUUCUGAAGGCCAAUUGGGCUGGGGCCAUUGGUAUCUCUGGGUAGAGGCUGUUUCGUAAGUCAGGUGCCAUGCAGAGAAGGCAAGCUGCACUGAAGCCCUAGUAGGCAAUAUUGUUUCAUCAAGGAUUAUUUUCUACAAUCCUACUAAAUCUCCUUUGAAAGAGAAUGCUGAGCCAAGCUAUAGCAUGAUCAGUCAAUAGUAUGGGCCAAUAAAUGAUAAAUGCGAUGCAUUUUCUUGAAAUCUAUUGAAUUAAAUAUUUACAAGGUAAUACUUCUGUACAGUUAUCUAAUACAUCCAUAUAAGUUUUAUUUUUUUUUCUCAGAAUAUAUACCCAUAAAAUACUCUGUUGUCUCAAUCUGAUUGGAAUUUAGGCAUGCUCUAAUUUUCUUUGAUGGUCCUAACCAGUGCAUUUUUUCUAUAUAUAUAUAUAGAAAAAAAAAGGUGCCAGAACUCACACACGUCAUACAACCUGCCUUGCUUACCUUACAAGGUUCCAUCCAAAAAAGGUGCCGGAACUCUGUUCUGGGUGUUCUAUGAGAAAAAAAAGCCCUGGUCCUAACGGAAUUUACAGAACCCUUGGCACAACGAAUUAGCUACCUUUAGAAAACUAAUGUUUUAAAAAGAGGGUCAUGAUAUGUAUUAUUAAAUAGCAUCUACAUUAAUACCUUCUGGCACUCUUUCAAGAAAAAAUGUAUUCUUAUUAUGUUGAUGUCUGUCAUAUUCGUGUCUUCAUUUCAUUCUCAGGCCAUGAGUGAGACAACCUUAAGUCCUCCUUGAUUGUACCAGGGUUAAAAUACUAUUUCCCUCCUAAUUCUGGCAAAGCUCAAGCCUGAAGUUAUGUAACAUCUAUUUCCCUAAGGAGGGAAAUCAGAUGACCGGCAGGAUUGGAAAAGGCAACACUAGAGGCAUGAAAUGGAUAUGUAAUGGGGACAGCGGAUUUCAUGCUGAUAUAAAAAAAAUACUUACUGACUCAAAAUGGGUGACUAGAACUUUACCUCAACUGUGGAAAAAUACCUUUUGCUUUUACAGUUUCCUUUGUCUGCAUCUCAUUUCUGGCUCAUGUCUUCUUAACUGGAAGAGCUGGUAAGAGUAUGUCAUCUCCUAGAGAUUAGUAGUCCUUGCCUAAUUACUUUAAUUGGGAUCACGUGAUCAUCCUGCUGAGUGAUGGCAGUUCUGGUAGUCCUAGUUGUGGUCAUUAAAUUAAUCAUCUGCAGUCAUUAAGUAAGACAUCAUGACCGUGAUUUCAGACUUUCUACUUGCGUCCCCAUUGACUUGUGGGAAAGCAACUGGGAAGGUGCAAGUGGCAGUCAUAGGACACUGUGACAGUUGUAAGUGCGAGGACUGAGUUACCUUUUUCAGCAGUGUCUUAACUUCAGUCACUAAACGAAUGGCUGUUAAGUGAAGACAAUAUGUACUUAAGUUCUCCACUGAGAAAGAAUAUCAAAAUAAGCAAACAGUUUUCAUAACAAGAGGGAAACAUAUCGAGGAAUGAUCAGCCAUUACAAUAUUAUAAACAACUCUCACAUCUGCACAAAUGUUUCCUGUUUCAUCAGCUUUGUCUUAAAGCAACAAAUGAAUCUUCAUCCUUGUUGUUCAGUUGCUGUGUCUGAUUCUUUGCGAUUCCACGGCAUAGCAUGUCAGCCCCCUCUGUCCUCUACUGCCUCCCGGAAUUUGCUCAAAUUCAUGUUAUUGCGUUGAUGACACUAUCCAAGCAUCUCAUCCUCUGCCAUCCCUCUCUCUUUUUGCCCUCAAUUUUUCCAACACCAGGGUGUUUUCCUAUGAGUCCUCUCCUCUUAUUAGGUGGCCAAAGUAUUUGAGCUUUAGCUUCAGUAUCUGUCCUUCCAAAGAACAGUCAGGGUUGAUUUUCUUUAGGAAUCUGAAGAAGGAAAUGGCAACCCACUCCAGUGCCCUUGCCAAGAAAACUCCAUGGACAGUAGCAUCCUUAAGUUUGUAUAAAUUAAAGCGAUCUAUAGUAUAGAGUUAAUGCAGUAUUAGUAUCAAUGUAUUUCCAAUGUAUUUUUAGGAGCGUGAAAGCAGGACAGCAAUCUAAACUGAGCUGAUGAUACAGGAGAAGGCCUUUCUAAACCUCCCCCCUCCCUUUUCUCCGCACUGGAAACUGAGCAGUGAAAAGAAUCAGAAUGGAGACAGAUUAGGCUUUUCAUAAGUCUCAUCAAGCUACAGUAUUGCUAAAUAUGAUCUUGCUGAAGGUGAGUCACAGUGCAGGUGUGAUGCUGAAAGGUUCCCUUUUGCUAGAUUUGUGUGAGCAAGCAUAGAUAAGGUUGGAAAUUAUAUCUGGGUUGUUUUUUGUUUUGUUUUUUUGAGAAAAAACAAAAGAACUUAAGACUUGAUGCAUAUGAUUUAAUUUAAUCAUAUAAUGAAUAGUUUUUUAAACUUAUAUACUGCCCAUCUCUCAAUAACCCUGGUAGCUCGUAACAAUCGGACAAAAAUUGUUACAAAUUACAAUAAAAAACAAAAAGAAAAAAGACAAGCAUGAUGAAUUGAAGGGUUCCACCUUCCCUUGCCAAAAGAAAAGUCAGGAUGAAAGGGUGAAAAGUCAGGUCUUCAUGGCUUUUCUAAAGAACAGGAGGAGGGAGCACCUGGAUCUUGGGGAGAACCUUGUUCCAUAAGGCAGGUGCUACUUCAGAGGAGGCAUACUUCCAGGAUCCUGAAAAAUGACAUUAUUUAAUUGAACGGACCCAAAGAUAUCAAGGAUCACAUCCGCCAGGCAGAUAUAGCAGACGGACAGGUGUUCCCUCAAAUAACCAGGCCCUAUGGCAAUUGCCCAUUUCCCAAAAGGAUAAGAACAUAGGAAGCUGUUUUGUAUCAGGUCACACUAUCUGCCUAUCCGGUGCUGUAUUAUUUAAUUGAACAACAGUUUUCUGCAGCGUCAGUUGUUCCCUACAUUAAAACUAUCACAUAGUAUUUCAUUUAAACUGUGCAUUUGAAGUUUGUGCAUUUUGCUUCUCAAAUUCUCAU
This is a messenger RNA of Crotalus tigris (Tiger rattlesnake), 9096 nucleotides long. It is a transcript of the gene PROX2, whose product is annotated as prospero homeobox 2. Gene Ontology annotation, biological process: regulation of transcription by RNA polymerase II. The transcript has 4 exons. Gene Ontology annotation, molecular function: DNA-binding transcription factor activity, RNA polymerase II-specific; RNA polymerase II cis-regulatory region sequence-specific DNA binding. Lineage: Eukaryota; Metazoa; Chordata; Lepidosauria; Squamata; Viperidae. Bases 3876 to 5708 code for a protein of 610 amino acids. The record is from RefSeq and is a predicted model, not a curated record. Gene Ontology annotation, cellular component: nucleus.